AUGUUUCUUGACGCGAGGGAAACACCAUUGCCGUGCCCCACCGCGACACUUCCAGAGACACUUCAGGUGCUUGCGGAGCAUCCGCAUGGCGACGCGGUGCUGGUGCACGCAGCGUUGGCCCGUUUAAUGUUGCUGGACUCCACCGAUGCGGAUUCCGAGACAAUUGCCUCGUUUCAGCCGCCAGAUGCGGUUUCCAAUCCCUUUCCUGCUGCGACUGGUAGUUUCAACGCCGCAACGGAUGCUGGUGUCGAGUACCCAUUCUCAUCGUCGUCUUCCUCAGCACCACAUCUGACGCUGCAACUUAUGUCUGCGCACCCCAACGAUGGGGUUGUGCGUGAGCGCUGUUGCCGUUGCAUCGCCAACAUGUGCCAGCUUUCAUCCUCCUCCUCCUCGGCUGGUCGUGCGGUGGAACCGUCCAGCGUGGGCUCGGAUAACAACAGUGCGGGGGAUGAGAGGAGUUUCGCCGACGAACUGGUAGAGCAGGGCGCGGUGGAGUUGGUGCUGGGAACACUCGCGAUGUCCUCGCGGUUGAGCGCAAAAGGGCUUGCGUGGGCAGCGCAGGCUCUUCUUAACCUUGUCUGCCUCUCCCGCGAUGGCGCACGGCGCACGGCGAGGACGAAGGGCGAGACUGUACUCGCAGACGUCAUAGCAGGCACGACCCACGAGUCCAUCGUUGCCGGAUCGCUCAGCGUUGAGCAGUGUGCUGCCUUGGACGCGAUGCUGGGCGUGCUUGCGCGCCUCCUCACUUCUGAGGCGGACGACAACGCGGCAGGGGUGCAUUACCGCUGCGAGCAGGCGGCGUACGGGACGGUGGAGGCGGUGGGGGCGGCGCUUGUGUGGCUCUCAGCGUCGGCGAAACGUGAAAUUUGUGGUUCAGAUGCAAAGUGGGGGAUGCGUGAUGGAAGCAUCGGAGGUCGCUGCGGGGGAACGUUGUUUUUUCCCACUGCAGCCCCGCCGCAUCAGGCGGCAGUGUUGGCGUUUCUACCACCGUUACACAAGGCCUGGAUGACGCUUAGGAGCAUUAUUGGCUGCAGCAGGAACUUGCCAAUGGUGUACGAGGCCCUCCACAUGCCAGGGGAUGGUGGCGGGCUGCGGGAUGCGAUUGACGCUGUGCUGCUGUUUGGCGUUGAACUUGAGGGUCUAUCCGCCAUGGGGGCCACGGAGGAGGCUACGUUACAGCAGGACAUGCUUCUCUACGCGCUAGAAACCUUUGCGGAUCUUUCUGCGACGCGCAAGGAUUUGGGCGACCGCGCCGUGGCGGAGGCCGCCGCUUUGUCUGAGGCCACUACCGAGCCGAACUCCCAGAGUGGGGAGGAGGGCGGCGAGGUUGAGGGCAUCUCUGCGGUGUUUCCUACCGAGGCAGCACUGGGCGUGUCAGAGAUCUUGGCCGAGGGUGUGGUGAGCAACAUUGCGGUGUCGACUCUGGUUCGACUGCACACAGCGGAGUAUCGCCAGGGCAGCGGACGAAAGUCCACCGCCCACGUGUAUGACGGGGCCGUGUUCGAUGUGCUUGCCAAGAGUUUGUUGACGCUGGCAAACUUGGCCGGUCAGGACAUCGCAGUCGCCUCAAUGAACACCGUGGCGCCCCUGCACGCCAUACUGCAAGAGUCCACCAAUUGUCUCUCUGCGAUUAGGGCGGUACACCGAGCGUCCUCUUCGCAAUUUCUCUCUAGCGCAUCGCAGCAAGAGCUGAUGGCGGUGGUGCAGCAGUGCGCACUGACGGGGCAGGUGUACGCCGUGCUGUGGGGCAUCCUCAGCACCCCCGAUGGUGUGCGUGCUGCGGGCGAGCUGAAAUUGCGUGACGCAGUGAGUGGGCUCCAGACGAUAUUGGAGACACUUUACGCGGACGCCUUUCCGGAUGAUGGGCGAGCGGUUGCUGGGAUCAGCAGCACGGAGGCCCCGCGGGAAGCCACAGCAGCACAGCAGACCUCUUUAGCCGGAGCAGCAGCGAGAACGACGCCGACGAUUGCCGCAGCCAUAGAAAUUCUGCAAAAGCUCAUUCCCUUUGGAGAGAAGGUGCUGCAGUGCCUGCGUCUCACCUCUGCUGAGGCGAGCCCCACGCAAACGGAACACGCGCGGCAAACGAGUGUAUCAGGGUCUGCUGCGGGCACUGUUAGCGCUAUUCACGUAACAGUUGAACAUUUAAACACAUGA
Molecule: messenger RNA, 2154 nt
Organism: Trypanosoma rangeli
Lineage: Eukaryota; Euglenozoa; Kinetoplastea; Trypanosomatida; Trypanosomatidae
Exons: 1
Coding region: 1-2154 (717 amino acids)
Source: RefSeq, a predicted model, not a curated record